This is a messenger RNA of Aspergillus ruber CBS 135680, 1371 nucleotides long. RefSeq names its product zinc metalloprotease. The transcript has 5 exons. The record is from RefSeq and is a predicted model, not a curated record. Gene Ontology annotation, biological process: CAAX-box protein processing. Gene Ontology annotation, cellular component: endoplasmic reticulum membrane. Gene Ontology annotation, molecular function: metalloendopeptidase activity. The coding region runs from base 1 to 1371 and encodes 456 amino acids. Lineage: Eukaryota; Fungi; Ascomycota; Eurotiomycetes; Eurotiales; Aspergillaceae.
AUGUGGAUACUCGAGCAACUGGCGCGUCUUUUGGACCGCCCACUCUUUCCAUGGAAGACCGUCCUAGUCGGGUUCUCGCUGGGCCAGUACCUGUUGGAAGGGUUUCUGUCCUUCCGACAGUACAAGGUCCUGCAGCGGACAAAGCCGCCCAAGGUUCUUGAGAAUGAAGUUUCGCAAAAAGUCUACGAUGAGUCUCAGGCAUACGGUCGCGCCAAAGCCAAGUUCGGUUUCGUCGCUGGUCUCUACGGUCAAGUUCAGAAUCUCGCGUUCAUCUACGGUGACGUGCUCCCCAAGCUCUGGAGUGUCGCUGGUGUCGCGCUCGCUCGGUAUCUCCCUGCUCGGUUCCAAGGUGAAAUCUGCCAGACACUGGUGUUUCUCUUCGGUUUCAAUAUUCUCAGUACGGUUUUGUCGCUUCCGGUCUCGUAUUACAGCACGUUCGUUCUCGAGGAGAAGUUCGGGUUCAACAAGCAGACGUUGAAGCUGUGGGUUACGGAUAUGCUCAAGGGCCAGAUGCUCGGGGUUGUCUUGGGUACUCCUAUUAUCAGUGGGAUGCUUAAGAUUAUUCAGUUUGCUGGUGACUCGUUCUUCUACUAUCUGUGGCUGUUUGGUAUGUUCGUUCAGGUCUUCGCCAUCACGAUCUAUCCGAUUGCUAUCCUGCCGCUGUUCAACAAGCUGUCGCCCUUGCAGCCUGGUGAGCUGAAGACGGGUGUUGAGAACCUUGCCCGGAAGUUGGAGUUCCCGCUUCAGGAAUUGUAUGUCAUCGACGGUAGCAAGCGGAGUGCGCACAGCAAUGCGUACUUUUUCGGUCUGCCCUGGAAAAAGCACAUUGUUAUCUACGACACGUUGAUUGAGAAGAGUGAGCCGGAUGAGGUCGUUGCUGUUUUGGGUCACGAACUUGGUCACUGGAGUUUGAGCCACACUACCAAGCUUUUUGGUAUUGCUCAGUCUCACAUGUUCUACAUAUUCGCGCUCUUCUCAGUCUUUAUCAACAACAAGUCCUUGUACCAGUCUUUCGGCUUCUUCAACGAACAGCCCAUCAUGAUCGGAUUCUUGCUGUUCUCUGAUGCUCUGGCACCAAUGGACGCCGUGAUCAAGCUGUUGAUGAACAUUCUCAGCCGCAGAUUUGAAUUCCAAGCUGAUGAAUUCGCCCAAAACCUCGGCUAUUCCGAGCAACUCGCCAAGUCCCUGCUCAAGUUGCAGAUCCAGAACUUGAGCACCAUGGACGCGGACUGGAUGUACGCUAGCUACCACUACUCCCACCCUAUCCUUUCCGAGCGUCUCCAGGCGCUUGGCUGGACGGGUGGAAAGGUCACGGACCUCAAGUCGGAGGAUAGUGAGGAGCCUGUUAAGGCUGGUGACCGGGAGCUGUAA